CUUCACUCCUCCAUCCACCUCCACCUCCACCUCCCCUCCAAGUCCUGGCAUCCGCAGGCUCCUCAACACCGACUCGUCUUCUUUCUGUUGUUGUAAAAGACUCAAUUGUGUAGUUCAUUGCAUAUUUCCGCAUUGCAUUGCUUCCUUUGUUGCAUUUCCCACCGCGUCCUCGAAAUCGUCUUCGGCUUUGGAACCUUUGCUUCGUGUCCCCACUUCAACCACGAAUUUCGAUAUAGAAUAGUAGUGUUGACGGCUUAAUUGUCUUUUGACCUGCUUAUUGCAUUGGUGCCGUGUUCAAUUUGCGAAUAUAAAAUUAAUCUACAUCUCCAAGAGUCCGGGACUCUGUCUAUCGUCAGCCGUACCAGCCGAGUACCCACGAAACUGUGAUUCACAUCCUUCCAAACCGGCCGAGAAGAAGUGAAGGCUCUACAAUCCGAAUCUAUCUUGUUCUUAAACCCAUUGAACAACUCCACCUGUCGAAAUUAGCGCAGCAUUCCGACAAGCUCCGCUGAACCCAAUACACCUCUACCUGUCUCUCCGCCUUCAGAUUUGCCAAAUGCUUUGGUAAUAGACGCGUCUUUCAGAUCUGAUUCUAUGAAUUCACCGUCCAAGGAUUUAAUUGAUCACUCACCAAUCAAUCAAGUAAUUGGUCUAGUGCAGUGGCUGGAACUGGACGAGUCGACAUAGCAAUUUCCGUGAUUGACAUACCAAAACAGAUAACGUUACCCUCUAAACAGUCACGUCUCUGGGUUUGUGCUUGCAUUGAUUUGCCCACAUAACUCAAUCCCAAGGGUACUGGCGUCACUCGAGGUAUCCAAAGGGGUUUAAAGAAAUUCUUCGAUAAUUGAUAAAGGCGGGGUUUUUUGGCAUCUCAAGAGGGUGGUUCAUUCAGACCUUUUAAAAUGUUGUUUGUCAAAAGUAUUGUGUCAGCAGUGACACUGGCUUCUACCGCACACGCUUUCUUCCCAUACAUGCCUGAAUGGAGAUGUACCCUCGACAAAGACUGCUCACCAGCCAAACGUUCUACUGAAAGCAGUGAUGCGCAACCUCCUCUUACUAUGAGAGUUGUUCAACGUACUCCCGAGGUAUAUCAUCGAGUGUUCGGAAUUCAAAAUAUGUCUAACAUUCACAACAGUCCAAUCUAGCCAAGGAUGUUCACAUCAAAGAUUUAGCGAACAGGCUCAAAAAGAAGUACAGUGGCCGACAUUCGAUCCGAACGGGGGAAUUCGACAAGAGAGCCAACGCCUACAAGGUCGUCCCUCCAGCAAUUCCUUCACAACCCAAUUCCGUGGGAGUCUACCAAGAUGGCACUGAUUAUUCGUAUUUCGUUCAAGCAUCACUGGGUUCUGAUGGCACACCUGUGUACUUUUUGCUUGAUACUGGGGCCGGUACUAGUUGGGUCAUGGGACCUUCUUGUAACACAGAUUCGUGUAGGAACCAUAAUUCUUUUGGGGGUGCCAACUCAAAAACCUUCAAGGAUCUUAAUAUUCCUUUCAGUAUCCAUUAUGGCUCAGGAAAUGUCAAUGGAACCAUGGGAGAAGAUACUAUCGCGAUGGCAGGCUUUAAAAUUACGACUUCGUUGGGUAUUGCUGCAUAUGCCAGCGAUGAUUUCAACCAUUUCCCAAUUGAUGGGAUUCUCGGACUCUCGCUAGCGAAAGGAAAUACACCUCAUUUCUGGGAAUCUCUCGCGGCAUCAAGAGCCCUCAAAGCCAACCUUUUCGGACUUCAUAUUAAUCGUAAUGCUGAUGGACCCAAUGAUGGUGUAAUAACCUUCGGAGACGUUGAUACAACAAGAUUUACUGGCGAUAUCAAGUACUAUCCGAUCGCAGGUAAUACGGAGAGUGACUGGGCUCUUGCUCUUGGAAAUGUUGGAAUCGGUAAUUCUCAGGCUGGAGUUACAGGAAGAGUUGCAUAUAUCGACACAGGAACUUCUUUUAUAUUCGGACCCCCCGAAGAUGUCAAGAAAUUGCACGCGUUAGUUCCAGGAGCCAGCUCCAGCGAUGGAUCAACCUGGACCGUACCGUGCGAUACGAAAUCGUCUGCUUCAGUAACCUUUGGCACUGAUACCUACAACAUCUCGCCCAAGGACUGGGUUUCUCCGGUUGUAGAUGGUGUUUGUACAAGCAAUAUUUAUGGGGUUAGUGUCGUGGAUGAGAAAUCUUGGCUAAUUGGCGAUACAUUUUUGAAAAAUGUUUAUUCGGUUUUCGAUUAUGACAAGACCAGACUUGGUAAAUUUAUCAUAUUUCUUUGGAUUGAGCUAUGAUUAACAUUGAAAAGGGUUUGCUGCCAAAGCAUCUGAAUCACCCACUACCUCGUCAGCUUCGGCGUCGUCUACUGGUCAGUUAACACCCUCCUCAAUCGCUUCGGAGUCGACUUCGACCCCAGCACCUAUCCCCCCUACUUCUACUGCCCCUAAUACUGGAUCAACGGCCGGUCCUUUACCUUUGGAAACACAAUCUAAUGCAAGCUCCACAGAUUUCUCUGGUACUACUACUGCUACACAAUCCGGUUCCACGGCUUCUGUCUCAGAAACCUCUGCAACAUCACCAACCAGCCAGGAUGGGGGUGUGAAUGGUCACCAAACUCCCUCCGACACAGGAACUGCUGUUACACCCGCGGCUGCCGAGAGUUCGAGUACUGAUACUCCAAAGAAAUCCGGUGUUGCUCGAUCGAUAGCGGACCUUCCAAGUACGAUAUUCGCCGUCGGCGCAGUUUUCGUUAUGCUCCUCGUCUAA
Molecule: messenger RNA, 2735 nt
Organism: Hymenoscyphus albidus
Lineage: Eukaryota; Fungi; Ascomycota; Leotiomycetes; Helotiales; Helotiaceae
Source: the annotation of a GenBank genome assembly